Messenger RNA from Parastagonospora nodorum SN15, 642 nucleotides. RefSeq lists its product as hypothetical. The transcript is spliced from 3 exons. Lineage: Eukaryota; Fungi; Ascomycota; Dothideomycetes; Pleosporales; Phaeosphaeriaceae. The coding region runs from base 1 to 642 and encodes 213 amino acids. The record is from RefSeq and is a predicted model, not a curated record.
AUGUCUUCAAACAUCAACAGUCCCGCCAAUAGCAUCUCCACGCUCAACCCCUUAGGUAUCUUCUCCAAAGCCUCCCCCGAAAUACGCGACAUGAUCUGGUCCCACCUCCUCCGCGACAUCACCAUUACCUACAGCAUCUGGACUCGUUCCUUCACCUGGAGCCCGUCCCCUAUCUUACGCACCAGCUCCUACAUCCAAAGCGAAGUCAUAGGCGCCUCAAAGCUCCACGGCAUCCACACUUUCCCCGGCGCCUGGCAUCUCGAAAACUACCUCGCACACGUCUGGGACACGACCACGAUACCACAACACAUCCGCCUGCGCUUCAACUCCCCUAAUUUCUUUCCAUAUUCGUCCAGUCCUGUAAGAUACCACAUGAUUCGCAGAGCGAUUGAGGGGAGGUUGAGGGAGUGGGGUGAGCCGAUUGAGGCACUUCUCAGAGAAGGGUUUAGGCGACGCACGCUCAUAUUGGACAUUACUGAGGCGCCGGUGGUGCCAGAUAUCAACGACAAUGAUAUAUAUAUGCAAGAGUUUGGCAGGUUCAUUAGGCUGCUGAUGGCGGUGAGGGAGAGCAUGAGUGUUGCGAGGUCGCGUUCAGCUCGACGACAGUGCGGAUACUUCGAUGGAGUUGCUGUCCAACUUUAG